Molecule: messenger RNA, 2721 nt
Organism: Doryrhamphus excisus (bluestripe pipefish)
Lineage: Eukaryota; Metazoa; Chordata; Actinopteri; Syngnathiformes; Syngnathidae
Gene: atf7b
Product: activating transcription factor 7b
Biological process (GO): regulation of DNA-templated transcription
Molecular function (GO): DNA-binding transcription factor activity
Source: RefSeq, a predicted model, not a curated record
GAUUACGUAACAAGCUAUGAGAUGACAACUCUCGCGAGAGUUGGCCCAUGAGACUGUCAAGUGUCAACAAGGAGGAGACGGCAGCACCUCCGCAGCAGCGCUAGUGUCCGGAGCUGGGAGGGGGCGCGACGAGGCGGCUGGAUCGUCGGGACUUGAGAGUGAGAUGGGGGAUGACCGCCCAUUUGUGUGCACCGCCCCGGGUUGUGGGCAGGGAUUCACCAACGAAGAUCAUCUUGCUGUGCAUAAACACAAACAUGAAAUGACAUUAAAAUUUGGUCCUGCGAGAACAGACUCUGUCAUCAUAGCAGACCAGACCCCCACUCCCACUCGUUUCCUGAAGAACUGUGAGGAAGUUGGACUGUUCAAUGAGCUGGCCAACUCCUUUGAACAGGACUUUUGCAAAGCGCAGGAUGAGGAGCACAGGACAAAAACCCUGGCUGCAGCUUUACAGUCACAAGGUGCAUCUCUGCAAACGCAAAGUGUUGCCAAGGAUGAAGAUGAUGAUCCUUUAGAAGUAGAUUCUUCUCCUCCUGACAGUCCAGAUUCAUCCUCCAGCAUGUCAGACGACAGCAAAGACUCCCGGGAGACUCUCACAAAGCCAAGUUCUGCCCCGACUCCAACCAUCGUGCGUCCAGGUUCCCUGCCUCUACACCUGACCAACGAUUCGCUGCACCCUACGCUGCCAUCGCCCACAUCCGUCAUCACGCAGGCUCCGCCCUCCAACCGACAGCUCAGCUCACCAACCAGCUCAUAUCCCCUGGUAAGGCACCUUGCAAACGGGCAGACGGUCCCUCUGCUGCCCAGUCCUAUUCAGCUCACGUCGGUCAUAUCUCUCGCUAGGCCUGGCAAUUCUGUGCCCAACAUCCCUGGCAUCCCGGGACCCCCGGCGGGCGGGGCCAGCAGUGGUUCAUCCUCCCCGUCAGGUUAUCAUCUGCAAUCUGAGACCAAGAUGCGCUUGAAGGCAGCACUCAGUCAUCACGACGGCGGCGCUGGGGGGGCCGGAUCCUUCCCAGCUGUCCCCCAGAGGCAGGAACAUGGCCAGCAGCCCUCUCAGAACUCGGAUGCACCAUCACCUGCCCAACCACAGGUGUCCCCUGCACAGCCAACUGGGGGGCGACGGCGGCGGGCCUCCGAGAUGGACCCGGAUGAGAGGAGGCAGCGUUUUCUGGAGAGGAACCGAGCAGCCGCCUCACGCUGCAGGCAGAAGCGAAAGCUGUGGGUCAACUCUUUGGAGAAGAAGGCAGAGGAUCUGGCCUCCAUGAAUGUCUCACUCACGAAUGAAGUCACAGUGCUGAGGAAGGAGGUGGCUCAACUGAAGCAGCUCCUGCUGGCCCAUAAAGACUGUCCCGUCACUAUCAUGCAGAAGAAAGCAGCUUUCUUAGCUGCAGGAGGAGAGGAAUCAUCCAGGGAAGGUUCUACUGAAGCCGUGGUGGCAUCCCCGGCGGCCGUUAUCCAACACAGCUCCUCGCCUCCCAGCCCGGGGCCCACCACCAUCAAUGGGAUGAGUGUCCGCGCCGCAGAGGCGGUGGCCAUGUCUGUCUUGGCUGGCAUGGGAUCCGGCCAGCCCGGAGGGGUUGUCAUGGUGACGCAGUCCCAGCCCGCCCCGAGAUGAUGUGCUGACGCAGGUAGCCGGCAGAGACUCCCGUGGCAUUCGGAGGCCGGGCCACCCGGGGAGCCUCUCUCCCUCGCCCCCCCCCUCUCCCACCACGGCCACUGAUAAUCACACAGACAUUGGGCCGCUGCUAGCCCCCUCCCCCUGUCCUUGUAAAUAUGAAAAGACAAGAAUGGAUGACAAAACUAAGUCAGUCUUUUAUCACUUUUAGCAAUCCAGUGCCUGUCUCUGUGUGGCUCACAAAACACGCCCCUGCCGCCUCCUGGCCACACCCCUGCAGCCUUCUGGCCCCACCCCUACCACCUCCUGACCACUCCCCUAGCAGCCCAAGUGUGUUUUAGUUUGUCACUUUCGUCAUGUUGACUGUUGGCCUCAUUCGAUUCAACAAGAAAAUAACAUCCAAAAAAAGUCAAUGUAAGGGAAAGAAGCCCAUCAUCAUCAUCAUUAUCACCCACUGGAAGACAAAGCUGAGCUGCAGGGUGAUUGAUUAUCUUAGCAUAUUAUCUUACCGUCUAUUCUGUUGGCAUAUGCAUCCUUUCAUUCAUUCAUUUUCUACUGCUUAUCCACACGAGGGUUGCAGGGGUGCUGGAGCCUAUCCCAGCUGGCUUUGGGCGAGAGGCGGGGUACACCCUGGACUGGUCGCCAGCCAAUCACAGGGCACAUAUAGACAACCAACCAUUCACACUCACAUUCAUACCUAUGGACAAUUUGGAGUCGCCAAUUAACCUAGCAUGUUUUUGGAAUGUGGGAGGAAACCGGAGUACCCGGAGAAAACCCACGCAUGCACGGGGAGAACAUGCAACCUCCACACAGAGAUGGCCGAGGGUGGAAUUGAACUUGGGUCUCCUAGCUGUGAGGCCUGCGUGCUAACCACUUGUUUGCCGUCAUGUCUAUCAAUAUGAAAUAUCAAUAUGUCUAAUGAACCCCCCAGACAGAAUCAUCAUAUUAAUACACUGACUGCAUGGAUUAUUCCAAUUAUUUACCACGUACGUCUCAGCAUCAGGAGGAUGAGAAUGAUGAUGAUGAUGAGGAACAGAUGCGGUUAGCUUUAGAAAAUAUCAACUCAUUGAAUGCAUUUCAUGCUGAAAUAUAUUUUUAUAUUAACUAUG